This is a messenger RNA of Prionailurus viverrinus (fishing cat), 3313 nucleotides long. RefSeq names its product SPT20 homolog, SAGA complex component (gene SUPT20H). Gene Ontology annotation, molecular function: transcription coregulator activity. Lineage: Eukaryota; Metazoa; Chordata; Mammalia; Carnivora; Felidae. The coding region runs from base 348 to 2945 and encodes 865 amino acids. The transcript has 26 exons. Gene Ontology annotation, cellular component: SAGA complex. The record is from RefSeq and is a predicted model, not a curated record. Gene Ontology annotation, biological process: regulation of transcription by RNA polymerase II.
UGAGUUGCGGCGUUAUACUGCUAAACCCUAAGUUGUUGGAAAGAAAACAGUUCGAACAGUUGAAGAGUCAGAUCGAUCAGGAAAAGCGAUGGAACCGAUUGCGAGUUUUACAGUUGGAUUAAUUGGUGGUUGUCGCAUUGGUUACCGGGAGUUCAGAAUUUAACUUAAUAGCUAACUGCUCCUGGAAACCAUCUCUUGUAACCUUCGCUUGAAGGAGCGGCUGCGUUUUCCUGAGUACAAUACAUUAAAGCCCCGGUACUAUAAGAUUGAUAUUAAAGACAUGGUUUUCACUCCUCAUCAACACACAUAAGUUUUCUCUUCAUUUUGGACCCCUAUUUUAUACCACAAUGCAACAAGCUUUAGAACUAGCUUUGGAUCGUGCUGAGUAUGUUAUUGAAAGUGCCCGACAGAGACCUCCUAAAAGGAAAUACCUGUCUAGUGGAAGAAAAUCUGUAUUUCAAAAACUUUAUGACUUAUAUAUUGAAGAAUGUGAAAAAGAGCCUGAGGUUAAGCAGAAAUUAAGAAGAAAUGUGAAUCUGUUAGAGAAGCUUGUUAUGCAAGAGACAUUAUCCUGUUUAGUGGUCAACCUAUACCCAGGAAAUGAAGGAUAUUCUCUGAUGCUCAGGGGAAAAAAUGGAUCAGAUUCUGAGACCAUUCGACUGCCUUAUGAAGAAGGGGAAUUGCUUGAAUACUUGGAUGCAGAAGAAUUACCUCCAAUUUUGGUUGAUCUCCUAGAAAAAUCUCAGGUUAAUAUUUUUCAUUGUGGAUGUGUCAUAGCAGAAAUACGUGACUACAGGCAGUCCAGUAAUAUGAAAUCUCCUGGUUACCAAAGUAGGCAUAUUCUCUUACGUCCAACAAUGCAGACUUUAAUCUGUGAUGUGCAUUCAAUAACAAGUGAUAACCAUAAAUGGACCCAGGAAGAUAAACUCUUGCUUGAGAGCCAACUGAUCCUAGCUACAGCUGAACCACUGUGUCUUGAUCCUUCUAUAGCAGUAACCUGUACUGCAAAUAGACUGCUUUAUAACAAGCAAAAGAUGAACACGCGCCCCAUGAAACGGUGUUUCAAGAGGUAUUCCAGGUCGUCUCUGAAUCGGCAGCAGGAUCUCUCUCAUUGUCCACCUCCGCCUCAGCUAAAAUUACUUGAUUUCUUACAAAAAAGGAAGGAAAGAAAAGCAGGUCAACAUUAUGACCUCAAGAUUUCUAAAGCAGGAAAUUGUGUAGAUAUGUGGAAACGGAGUCCCUGUAAUUUGGCCAUACCUUCCGAAGUGGAUGUGGAGAAAUACGCUAAAGUGGAAAAGUCCAUCAAAUCUGAUGACUCACAACCAACAGUCUGGCCAGCCCAUGAUGUAAAAGAUGAUUAUGUAUUUGAAUGUGAAGCUGGCAAUCAGUAUCAGAAAACAAAGCUGACCAUUUUGCAGUCACUUGGUGAUCCACUUUACUAUGGCAAAAUACAGCCAUGUAAAGAAGAUGAAGAAAAUGACAGCCAGAUGUCUCCAUCCCACUCCUCCACAGAUGACCAUUCAAAUUGGUUUAUUAUUGGAUCAAAGACUGACGCUGAGAGGGUAGUCAAUCAGUACCAGGAGUUGGUCCAGAAUGAAGCCAAAUGUCCAGUCAAAAUGUCACACAGUUCCAGUGGCUCAGCCAGCUUAAGUCAGCUUUCUCCAGGGAAAGAAACAGAACAGCCCGAGACUGUGUCAGUUCAGUCUUCAGUUUUGGGGAAGGGAGUAAAACACCGACCUCCACCCAUCAAACUCCCCUCAAGCUCAGGAAAUAGUUCUUCAGGUAACUAUUUUACACCGCAACAGGCCAGCAGCUUUCUUAAAUCUCCAACUCCUCCUCCUGCUUCCAAGCCACCAAGUCUUUCUCGGAAGUCAUCUGUCGAUCUCAAUCAAGUCAGCAUGCUUUCUCCAGCUGCCUUGUCACCUGCCAGUUCAUCACAAAGAUCUGGAACUCCUAAGCCAUCUACUCCUACACCAACCCCUUCAUCGACCCCACACCCUCCUGAUGCUCAGAGCUCAACUCCUAUUACCCCUUCAGCCACCCCUACUCCCCAAGAUUCAGGCUUCACCCCUCAGCCCACUUUGUUAACUCAGUUUGCUCAGCAGCAAAGGUCUCUGAGCCAGGCAAUGCCUGUAACGACCAUUCCUCUUUCCACCAUGGUAACAUCCAUAACUACAGGAACCACGGCCACCCAGGUCAUGGCAAACUCUGCUGGACUUAACUUCAUCAAUGUAGUGGGCUCUGUUUGUGGAGCCCAGGCUUUGAUGAGUGGUUCAAACCCUAUGCUGGGCUGUAACACUGGUGCCAUAACUCCUGCAGGAAUAAACCUGAGUGGCCUUCUACCCUCAGGAGGUCUGCUACCAAAUGCAUUGCCCGGUGCAAUGCAGGCAGCUUCUCAAGCAGGUGUUCCAUUUGGUUUAAAAAAUACUUCAAAUCUCAGGCCCUUAAAUCUACUCCAGCUUCCAGGUGGUUCACUCAUUUUUAACACUCUGCAGCAGCAGCAACAGCAGCUUUCUCAGUUUACGCCACAGCAGCCUCAGCAGCCCCAGCAGCCCCAGCAGCCCACCACUUCCAGUCCUCAGCAGCCAGGAGAGCAGGGUUCUGAACAAGGUUCUACCAGUCAAGAACAGGCCUUAUCUGCUCAGCACGCUGCUGUUAUUAACCUUGCUGGAGUAGGAAGUUUCAUGCAGUCACAGGCAGCUGUGUUGUCUCAGCUUGGCUCUGCCGAGAACAGACCUGAGCAAAGCCUUCCUCAGCAGAGAUUCCAGCUCUCCUCUGCCUUUCAACAGCAGCAGCAACAGAUACAACAGUUGCGAUUCUUGCAGCAUCAAAUGGCUAUGGCAGCAGCAGCAGCACAAACAGCUCAGCUACAUCGUCAUCGGCAUACAGGCAGCCAGUCAAAAAGUAAAAUGAAGAGAGGCACGCCAACCACUCCAAAAUUCUGAGUCUUGCUUUUUUUUCUUUUUUAAAACCAUUAAGAGCAUUGAAUCAAAAGGAUUCUGAGUUUCUACUUCAUUUUUUGGUUUUGUUUUUUUAAAUGUCAGUAUUUUACAUUGCUAGAUGUACAAACUUUAUACAGAAGCACAACCCUAGCAUUUUUAAGUAAAAACAGGGAGAUGGUUUAAUGAACCAUUAGGGUUGGUUUGCCUAAGUUACUGCUUUUUAAAAAUGGUUUCACUGUACAUAAUACAUGUGGAAGUGACCUAAGAAAUACUAGAAACAUCUUUCAGAAGAAUGUAGUUUGAUAUUUAUUUAGUAUAAAAGGUUUGUGCACAGUGUAACAAAUACAGUUUUUACAAAUCCGUUUUGAAAA